CGGCCGCCGCGGGCCAUGGCCAACGUGUCCAAGAAGGUGUCGUGGUCCGGCCGCGACCUGGACGACGACGAGGCGGCGCCGCUGCUGCGGAGGACGGCGCGGCCCGGGGCGCCGGCCGGCGAGAGCGCGCCGCUGCUGAACGGGGCCGGGCCGGCGGCCGCCCGCCAGUCACCACGGUCAGCAUUGUUCCGGAUCGGACAGAUGAGCAACGUGGAGCUGGACGAUGAGUUGCUCGACCCGGAGAUGGACCCCCCUCAUCCCUUCCCCAAGGAGAUCCCGCACAACGAGAAGCUCCUGUCCCUCAAGUACGAGAGCUUGGACUACGACAACAGUGAGAAUCAGCUGUUCCUGGAGGAGGAGAGGCGCAUCAACCACACAGCCUUCCGGACGGUGGAGAUGAAGCGCUGGGUCAUCUGUGCCAUGAUCGGGAUCCUCACAGGCCUCGUGGCCUGCUUCAUCGACAUCGUGGUGGAGAACGUGGCCGGCCUGAAGUACAAGAUCGUCAAGGACAAUAUCGACAAGUUCACGGAAAGGGGUGGGCUCUCCUUCUCCCUUUUGCUGUGGGCCACGCUGAACUCUGCGUUCGUGCUCGUGGGCUCUGCGAUCGUCGCCUUUGUGGAGCCGGUCGCCGCUGGCAGCGGGAUCCCACAGAUCAAGUGCUUCCUCAACGGGGUGAAGAUCCCCCAUGUGGUUCGGCUCAAGACCCUCGUCAUCAAAGUGUCCGGCGUGAUCCUGUCCGUGGUGGGCGGAUUGGCAGUGGGGAAGGAGGGGCCGAUGAUUCACUCGGGCUCCGUGAUCGCCGCCGGCAUUUCCCAGGGGAGGUCAACGUCACUGAAGCGGGAUUUUAAGAUCUUCGAGUACUUCCGCAGAGACACAGAGAAGCGGGACUUUGUUUCUGCAGGAGCUGCGGCCGGCGUUUCUGCGGCGUUUGGAGCCCCCGUGGGUGGAGUCUUGUUCAGCUUGGAGGAGGGCGCCUCCUUCUGGAACCAGUUCUUGACAUGGAGAAUAUUCUUUGCUUCCAUGAUUUCCACGUUCACUCUGAAUUUUGUCCUGAGCAUUUACCAUGGAAACAUAUGGGAUCUGUCCAGCCCAGGGCUCAUCAAUUUUGGAAGAUUUGAUACAGAGACAAUGGUGUAUACAAUCCACGAGAUUCCCAUCUUCAUCGCCAUGGGCGUGGUGGGUGGGAUCCUUGGCGCCGUGUUCAAUGCCUUGAACUACUGGCUGACAAUGUUUCGAAUCAGAUACAUCCACCGGCCCUGCCUCCAGGUGAUUGAGGCCAUGCUGGUGGCUGCGGUCACGGCCACAGUCGCCUUCGUGCUGAUUUACUCAUCUCGGGACUGCCAGCCCCUGCAGGGGAGCUCCGUGUCCUAUCCCCUCCAGCUCUUCUGUGCAGAUGGCGAGUACAACUCCAUGGCUGCAGCCUUCUUCAACACCCCAGAGAAGAGCGUGGUCAGCCUUUUCCACGACCCCCCAGGCUCCUACAACCCCAUGACGCUUGGCCUCUUCACCCUGGUCUACUUCUUCCUGGCCUGCUGGACCUACGGGCUGACCGUGUCCGCCGGUGUCUUCAUCCCAUCCCUGCUCAUCGGGGCCGCCUGGGGCCGGCUCUUCGGCAUUUCCCUGUCCUAUCUCACAGGGGCCGCGAUCUGGGCAGACCCUGGCAAAUACGCUCUGAUGGGAGCAGCUGCCCAACUAGGUGGGAUCGUGAGGAUGACCCUCAGCCUGACGGUCAUCAUGAUGGAGGCCACCAGCAACGUGACCUACGGCUUCCCCAUCAUGCUUGUCCUGAUGACUGCUAAGAUCGUGGGGGACAUCUUCAUCGAGGGCCUGUACGACAUGCACAUCCAGCUGCAGAGUGUGCCCUUCCUGCACUGGGAGGCCCCCGUCACCUCUCACUCACUCACUGCCAGGGAGGUGAUGAGCACACCGGUCACCUGCCUGCGGAGGAGGGAGAAAGUGGGCGUCAUCGUGGACAUACUCAGCGACACCACGUCCAAUCACAAUGGGUUCCCGGUGGUGGAAUUAGCUGGUGACACACAGCCGGCCCGGCUCCAGGGCUUGAUCCUGCGCUCCCAGCUGAUCGUCCUCCUGAAGCACAAGGUGUUUGUGGAGCGCUCCAGCAUGGGCCUGGUGCGGCGGCGGCUGAGGCUGAAGGACUUCCGGGACGCCUACCCACGCUUCCCGCCCAUCCAGUCCAUCCACGUGUCGCAGGACGAGCGGGAGUGCACCAUGGACCUGUCUGAGUUCAUGAACCCCUCCCCGUACACGGUGCCCCAGGACGCGUCCCUGCCACGGGUGUUCAAGCUGUUUCGGGCCCUGGGCCUCAGGCAUCUGGUGGUGGUGGACAACUGCAACCAGGUGGUUGGACUGGUGACCAGGAAGGAUCUAGCCAGGUACCGGCUCGGGAAGGGGGGCCUGGAGGAGCUCUCCCUGGCCCAGACGUGAGGCCCCGGCCCCUCCCUGGGGCCCCCACCUCACUCCCCGGGGCAGCAGGAUCCAGCGUCCGCCCCCCUCAGCGCCCGGGACCUGUGUGUGUCUGUGUGUGUGUGAGGCCACGUGCGAGCCGGCCCCCAGGGCGGGGCCCCUUGCUGCCUCUGCGCCAUCUGCCCCCCUGUGGGCUGGCCCAGGAGGACCCUACGGCCUGUGCUGCAGCAGCCAGGGCCUCAGUGACAUGCAGCUGCUACAGAGGCCUGGAGGUGACACACGGCGAGGCCCUCCAGAGUCUUGGCCAGAGAGAGACUUGAGGACCAUAUGUGACCUGAACAUCCCCAUCACCCUGAGCUCUUGGGGGCCACAGUGCAGACCUAGCAGCUGUGGGUGGCGUGCAUGGCACUGAGAGACUGGCUCUCCUGAGCACAUGGGGGCUCCCCCUGGCCUCUGAGGACCCCUGGCCCAGGCCACCUUCCGUGGCAGCUCUGGUUCUGGUCCUGGGGCAGGCGGGCUCUGGGAUGGGCUGGUGAGCCUGAGCAGUGAUACUGUUCCCCUCCCUGGCCAGGUGGGGCUGGAUCUGGUGUCCUGUGUCCCCAGGGCCCCAGGGGACCUUUUCUGGAGGUGAUUCCUGGCCAACUCAGACAAGGCUACUUGGGUGCUAUUAUGGCAGCCCGGGGGUCGGGGGCAGUUCACCUUGGUUUGGGCCUCUUUCAAGGGAGGGGGGCCACAAGCCUUCCCUUCUUGGCAGGAGCCCUCUGGGGGAUGCAGGGAAAUGAGCAUGGCGGGGCUCUGGAAGAAAGAAAUAAAGGAAUCAUACCCUGAUGGCCAGCGCCGGCUCCCUGGUUCCUGCCCAGCACUGGCCACGGGCCAGCAGUCAGGGGUUUGCAGGGCCACCGAGCAGGGGGCAUCUGGGACAGGGCUGCCUUGACCCCACUGGACGGAGACAAAGGCAAGAGGCCCAGAGACCCAUGCGAGGAAGCAGUUGUGGCCGACGCACGCCUGUGGGACAUGCUGGCACUGGUCCCUGGGCAGCUGUAGGGCUGGCAGGGACAGGGUCCUCCCCGGGGCCCUCGGUCUGGACACCGCUCUGGGCUGUGAGAAGUGUGAUGUGGCCACGGGCCGGGCCCUGUCAUGGCGGCUCCGGGAGGGCCCCCGGACGAGGUCCUGGGAAGCCCCAGUGAGCCCCCCAGCAGGCAGGCCUGGAUGGCCAGGCACGGGGGGCAUGGGUCCACACUGGCCUGACACACACCGGGAAGCACCGGGCUGGCUUCCAAGACCUGGUGCCGGAGAGCGGGAUGUCACGGCUUGUAUCGAUCACGCGUUGAACCAGCCUCGUGUUCCCCAGUUGGGUCAAAUAAAACACUAUGGAAACUCGC
This is a messenger RNA of Canis lupus familiaris (dog), 3806 nucleotides long. RefSeq names its product chloride voltage-gated channel 7 (gene CLCN7). Gene Ontology annotation, biological process: chloride transport; transmembrane transport. The coding region runs from base 16 to 2445 and encodes 809 amino acids. The transcript has 25 exons. Lineage: Eukaryota; Metazoa; Chordata; Mammalia; Carnivora; Canidae. Gene Ontology annotation, cellular component: lysosomal membrane; intracellular membrane-bounded organelle. The record is from RefSeq and is a predicted model, not a curated record. Gene Ontology annotation, molecular function: voltage-gated chloride channel activity.